GGUGAGGAAGAGCCCCGUCCUGAAGGUAUCAAAGCUGCGAAAGCAAGAAGGAAUUCUAGGAAGGGGAUGUCUGUCGAGGACUUUAAGAGCGUCCACGAGCUCAAGAUGGAGGAUUUGGCGAAGAAGGAGAGGCUCUCGAAGCUGGCCAUUUUAGACACUCUCCUUGCUAAGAAGGAGCCAACCGAGAGGGAAGAAAAUGUGAAGAACAUGCUGUUGGCCGAAUAUUUCUAGUUUUAAAUCCUAAGAGUCUAUGUUUGUGUCAAGCGUCUAGUGUUGGAGGAGAAGCUGUGGCUUGUGUUCUAUGUGUUUUGUUUGUGUUUCAAGUUAUCGUUUGUGUUUAAUUCUAAGAAUUAGUUUCGGUUUAAUGUGUGUUGUGACCUGUGUUCUAUGUUCUGUUUUUAAAUUAUAUUCUCUGUCUAAUGUGUUCUGUUUUGAUUAUUCUCAGGCCAUGGGUUUGGAUUAUUCGUACACGCAGCCGUCUGAGUCGGAGGAUUACGGUUUAGGAGGUUCAGCAGACAGUGGAAACAGCUCUACAGAGAUGUAUAUCCAGCUGGACCAAGCUCAGAUCGAAGCCGCACGCCAUCAGUACCCUCCGCAGCCUGAAGUGGAGUUUGGCUUCCCCAAGGAGUGCUACUGUGGUGGCGAGCCACUUGUAGCCACUUCUUACACAAGAACUGACCCGGGGAGAAGGUUCUACACCUGCAAGAACAAACAGGACGGAGACUGCCAUGUCUACAAGUGGUGGGACGUCGCGGCUACAGAGGAGAUCAAAGCCAUUGGUGCACAAGUGACCCUCCUCACUGAUAAGGUAGAUUCUCUUUCAUUCGUCGGUUACGAGGAGACCGAGCUGCGGGAGUUAAAGGAAGUUCAAUUUGAUAUGGAGCAGAAAUUGGUUAGGUUGGAGAGCAUUGUCUGUGACUUAGGUAGAAAGAAAUCUAGAUUUGGUAAUGGGUUUGAACUAGUUCUAGGUGUUCUGGUUGUUGUGUUAGUGAUAAUAGCCAUCGGAGUAGCUGCUCGUAUGUAGGAUUAUCGCAAAUGUA
Brassica napus (rape) is the source of this 1040-nucleotide messenger RNA. RefSeq lists its product as uncharacterized. Gene Ontology annotation, molecular function: zinc ion binding. Bases 302 to 1024 code for a protein of 240 amino acids. The record is from RefSeq and is a predicted model, not a curated record. The transcript has a single exon. Lineage: Eukaryota; Viridiplantae; Streptophyta; Magnoliopsida; Brassicales; Brassicaceae.